UCCUUUGAUCCACUCAAAAGCUUCGACUGAUUUGUUCGAAUGUAUAUCGACUUCCACUUCCAUUUCAUCUUUUUCUAACAUUCAUCAGUGUUUUUCCUUUGUGCUGUGCACAAAUAUUCGGAUCCCAUCCAUAUAUACAUAACAGAACUCUAGAGAAAUUCCCAAAAUUUGAAAGAAAUAUUACAGAAGAAGCAUUAAUUAUUCUUUUCCAACGACUUAUUGAUCGAUUGCAAAAAAUCAGAUUUAUUAUAGAGAAGAUGAAGAAUAUAUUGAAACCGAAACCUAAUCCGCAGCAAUUACUCAAAGAUUGGCAGCGUCGCCUCCGCCAAGAUUGUCGCAAUAUCGAACGCCAAAUCCGAGGUCUUUACAUAUAUUUUUAUUGUUUUCUUUUAUAUAUCUGGAUUGUUUUUGCAAAUAGUGGAUUUUGACUAGUGUUUUUGGUUUUUAAUUAUUGGUUCUGCUAAAAGAAAAAUGUGCAAGAAAGCAAUUAAAGAGGCUGCAGAGAGAAAUGACAUGGGUUCUGCUAAGGCACAGUAAUUACAAUUUAAUUUAUUAUGCUUGAUUUAUUCUGGUAUGUUGAUGUAAUGGAUGAUAAUGAAGGCAUGAUCGGCUUUGGAUUGGUUUCCUCUAUAUAAUUUAUAGUUCUAUACUGAAGUUGUUUAUUUUUUGUAUUUUAUGGAGUAUUGAUUAGUGGUAAUGUUUGGAUUUUGUUCUUAAUUCUGCAAUUUCUGAAACUGAUAUCCUUGUUUGGAAGAUACCAACUUUGGAUCAGCAAGCUUGUUCUUAAAUCAAAGUCCUGAUUAGGGAGAGAUUGGUGGUGGGGUGGCAAUAGUAUAUUUGCUCUGAUAAUUAAGAGGGCAUGGUAUAUUACUCGAGUACGAUGAGAAUGGCCAUGUCUCAUGUAAGCCAACCUAGAAAUACCGAAUGUUGUGUAUAAUGUAUGUAUUGUAUCCCUCUAAGAUGUGAAUAAGUUAUCUAGGACCUUGAUUCUGCAGAUAAUGGCCUCAAAAGUCGAAACAUGUUAUGUGGAUUAUUAUGUACUGAAGGCAAAAUUAGAGGAUAAUGACCCUGACUAUGACAUGUUUUGCAUGUUUCAAAAGCCCCAUGUUCCCAAGCUUGCUCCUAUCACAGUGAGAUAGAUUGAAAUCAAAUGACUUAAUGGAUGCAGGUCACUGAGUGUCACUGUACACACUUGGUGCGCAUCUUAACCUGGCCAUUUCAACUUUGUGUCAGUCAAGGAUCUUUGGGACAUAGUUUAUCAAAGAGUAUUAAAAUUUUAUGUGAUUGGUGUUUCAGAAGGUUGUUCUUAGUUGUUAAGACAAGACUAAUGUGUCUAUGUUACAUAUCCAGUGAAUGACUGAGAGAGAGAGAGAUAACAGAAGGGAAACUUUAAAUUAAUAAAGCAUGAGAGAUUGCCAUGCUCCCACUUGUCAGGGUUUGCACAUAUUUAGAAAUUAUUACAUUCUUUUGGUUCCUUCCCCACCGAAUAACUUCAAAUUUGACCAGAUAAUUUAUAUCUGAACAACAUUGCUAUGUCUCAAUGUGCAAAUAUUGCCAGUUCUUGGUGCAUUUUGUGUUCUUAUAUUGAACAAACCAUGAAAAGAAGGUGUUUUACUAUUCUGAUAUGCUGUUUGAUCAUUUCUCUAACAGGCACUAGCGAAAGAAAUUGUGAGAUCUAGGAGGACUGUGAACCGCCUAUAUGAAAACAAAGCACAGAUGAUCUCAAUAUCAAUGCAUCUAGGAGAAAGUGUUGGCUGGUAUAAUUGAAGAGACGAUGAAUGAUACGUUGGACAGUGCACUAGACUCGGAAGACAUAGAAGAAGAAGAAGAAGAAGAAGAAGAAGAAGAAACAGAAGAAGAAGAAAUUGACAAGGUAUUAGCAGCAAUUGCUGGUGAGACUGCUGCCCAACUUCCUGAAGCAAUUAGGAAACAGAAGCUGAAACAACCUGCAACUAGUGAAGAUGCAGAGGACAAUGUGGACGACGAGGAAGAGCUAGAAGAGAUGAGGACUCGUCUCGCAAGAGUUCGGCCAUAACUCUUUAUCUUUCUUUAUCUCUCUCCCCAUCUCAUCGAGUCGGUAGUAUAUGGAAGGAUCUUGGUUAGUAAAUAGUAUAUUGCACAAUGGUGGAUUUGAUAAAGCUCACUUACUGUUGUAUUAUUAUAAGCUACGCUUAUGCCUUAUACUACUGACAUGAUU
Molecule: messenger RNA, 2197 nt
Organism: Salvia splendens (bonfire salvia)
Lineage: Eukaryota; Viridiplantae; Streptophyta; Magnoliopsida; Lamiales; Lamiaceae
Product: vacuolar protein sorting-associated protein 24 homolog 1-like
Exons: 3
Coding region: 1775-2035 (86 amino acids)
Source: RefSeq, a predicted model, not a curated record